GUUGCUGUUAUCGAUGCGAAAAUGAGCUUCGAACAAAGAGCCAACAUUAAAUUUUGUUUUAAAAUUGGUAAAACUUUUACCGAAACAUUUCAAUUGAUGAAACAAGUUUAUGGCGAUGAUUGCCUAUCCCGUAACAGAGUGCACAAGUGGUUUCAAUGUUUUCAAAGUGGUCGUGUACACAUACAUGGCGAUCAACAUGUGGGCCAAUCAAAAUCCAUGAUCACCGGAAAUUCCAUCGAAACUGUGCGUGAAUUCUUCAAAAAUCAACCGAAAUCAUCAUUAAAAUUCAUGGAAAUGUAAUUGAACAUCUCCAAAACAUCGAUUUAUCGAAUUUUGGCCGAACAUUUGGGCUUACGAAAGGUGUGUGCACGGUUUGUUCUGCACAAAUUUACUGACGACCAAAAAAUUGCUCAGAAUCCAAAUUUUAAUUACAUAUUUUCGAUAUAUUAAAUUAAUUUUGCACUUAUAUUUUUCAAUUUUAUAUACACUAACACAUCACCUAUUCAUUUGCACAUAUUUAUUUUAUAUACUAUAGUGCAAAAACUGCUUUUAAUAUAUAUUUAAAUUAUUGUUGAAUUAUUAUUAUUUUAGAAUAACAGCCCUAUUCUGAAAAAAACUCUCAACUGAGGAGAAAUAUUUGAGAGAUUUCUUGUGAGGCAUAAUUUGUGAGGCUAUUCUAGCUCAAACCUCAUAAGAAAAAAGCUUAAAAAAGUCACCACGUGAGGUAAAAAGCUUUUAGCUGUCAAACAGCUGUUUUAAGAAAAAUAAGCAAACAAAAAAGUAUACAACAAUGGAUAAUCAGCAUAUGUAAGUAAUUUUGCAAAUUUUAAAUAUAUAUAUAUACAAUGAUUUUAUAUAUUCCUAAGCGUACAAAAACGGAGAGAACAACUCAGGAGCAGCUGCAACAUUACAUAAUGUUUUGCAAGCAGCAUCCUGAGUUGCAACGCGGGAAGCUAACUCCGACCAAUCCUCAAGGGCUGCAAAUACUUUGGUUGGAGUUAGCAGACAAUUUAAAUGCCUUAAGAGGCCCAACUCGGUCGUCAGCCAAGUGGAAGGAGUCAUUAAUGCAUUGGAAACACCAGUUGCGAUCGCGAGCGCGCAAACUGAAAACACAUGCGCAAGCGACUGGUGGAGGCCCCCCGAUAAGUGGAAUGCCUUCUUAUAUCCCUCCCGAAAAAUUGACUGCAGCGAAGAUGCUUAGAACAGUGCUAAAAAAAAUGGAGGACAGAGAAAAGCGAGAGGAGGAGGCCAUUGCUCUACAAAGGCAAAUUGUAGAGCAAAAUGAGCAGAUGACAGGGGUGCUGACUCAAAUGACACAGGCACUAACCUCGCUGUCAGAGGUUAUGGCUAAGUUGUCCCAAAAAUUGGAUAAAUAAUAAUAAAAAUGUAAAAAAUGAAAUAAAAAUGUAAAAAAUGAAAUAGAAAUGUAAAAAAUGAAAUAAAAAUGUAAAAAAUGAAAUAAAAAUGUAAAAAAUGAAAUAGAAAUGUAAAAAAUGAAAUAAAAAUGUGAAAAAAUGAAAAAAAAAUUAAAUAAAAUAAAAUGAAUUAUUUAAACAUAUGUAGAUGUCUUUUUAUUCAUUCUUAGAGGAAGUAAAAUGUACAGAGACUGUAAGUAACUUACAUAU
Molecule: messenger RNA, 1625 nt
Organism: Bactrocera dorsalis (oriental fruit fly)
Lineage: Eukaryota; Metazoa; Arthropoda; Insecta; Diptera; Tephritidae
Exons: 2
Coding region: 846-1376 (176 amino acids)
Source: RefSeq, a predicted model, not a curated record